Molecule: messenger RNA, 1722 nt
Organism: Xiphophorus maculatus (southern platyfish)
Lineage: Eukaryota; Metazoa; Chordata; Actinopteri; Cyprinodontiformes; Poeciliidae
Gene: marveld3
Product: MARVEL domain containing 3
Exons: 4
Coding region: 392-1339 (315 amino acids)
Cellular component (GO): membrane
Source: RefSeq, a predicted model, not a curated record
GUCCGGGUUGUGGCGUCAAUCGCAAAUCUUUGGACUUUUGAAGUUAAUUCAACCAAAAAUAAGUUCAUUUUAAAUACCAUUCCCAGUGUGUACAGAAGUUUUCUUGUGGUUUUCAAACAAAGUCUAGACGAUACAGUGAAAAUAAAAGUAAUUUAACUAAUUUCUGCCCUAAUUUCCUUAUUUAGUCAAAUUCAACCUGAUGGGGAAAAAUAAACUGCUUUUGGUUAUAGUGUCUUGAUCAACAAAUGGAUGCAUUCAUGCUUCACGUGUGGAGGCACUGGCCCUGACUGAGUCCUACCCACGAGUCAGUCUGUGGAGAUGAAGUUACACACCUAACACAAAGACAUCUCACAUCAAGUGGGCGUGGACGCAGAACAGCAGGUAAAGGGAGAUGCCAGACAGGGGACGACACCAUCGGAGGAGUGAUGUGUCCGCAGAGUCCAAGAGCAGGGAUUACUCACACAGGGGACAGCACUCUCUGUAUGAUAACCAGAGACACAGCCAAAACCCAGGAGGUGUAGAGGAGCGAUUCAGCAGUGACAGAAGAACCAAAGAGAACAGAAAGAGAGAAGUGACAAGUCCUCCUUUUCAUAAGGGGUCAGCUCCAUACAUUGCUCAUGAAAGGCCCUCAACACUGCCCAGAGAAACAUCAGUGUAUAACCAUGAGGUUUAUCAACAACAGCACAGAGAAGCCCUGUACAAUUUAAGGUACAUCCUAACCUCUAGAGGUAUCUGCCAGCUCAUGGAGAUCUCUGUGAAUCUUCUUAUCAUAAUCUGCGCCGCAGUGCCGUACAGCAACAAAGGGGGUUACCGCGACCUGGCCAGCCUCGGAGGAAUUUACGCUUAUUACUUUGGAGGUGCCAGCGCCUUCACUGGAGCUGAUGCAGACAGAGUCAAGGAGCUGGACCGCCUCUUCCACCAGCUCAAGCAGCCUCCAUAUGUCUUUUCAAUGGCCUGCGGUGGGAUUUUGAUGAUAUAUGCCGGUGUCAUGUUUGCCCUGGGGGUAUUCAGGGUCUCCUACCGCUGGCCCAUUGCGCUGCUUGUGGAAGCUGUUGUGAAUUUUCUGAUUGGCUUAGGUUACAUCGCUGGGUUGGUUUUCUACUUUAUUAAAAUACAGGAAACCUACCAAAACCCCAUCUGUCAGGAGAGGGAACAGAUGUACAAGAGCAAAGGACACAAGGGCUUUGACUGCAUCUUUAAUGGUGCAGAUAUCGCAGGAGGAUUGUUUGGAGUGGCAGGGAUUUUUGUUUUCAUCUUUGGUGGGGUGCUGGCAGUCAGAGCCUUCAAAUCAAUGCGAGAGCAGAAGAAUGAAAGAACAAAUGAGGACAAUUAUUUUUAAACAUGCUUUUCUUACUCACAUUAGAGAAAAAGUUCAACAGAUUGGAAGGGAUUUCCAUUAAGUCUUUUUCUGUAUUAAAUUUCUUUAUGCAAGCUGGAAUACGUUUUUAAUUCUUGAUGCUCUUUUCUUAUUUCUACUUUUGUACUGACCUUUUUUUUUUUGUAAAUGUCAUAAUAAACUGCCAGAUGAGAGUACGGUACAUACAAUUUCAUAAUUUUGGCAUGUAAAAAGAGGUAAUUGGAAAACAACUUUUCUUUCCACUUGUGAGAUGUAUGAUAGAACAUUUAACCUCUUGUAAAAAAAAAAAAAUCAUAAGCUGUUCUUAAUAUCGGAUGUGUUAGGCAGAGGAGGAGUUGGUGAAAUAAAUUCAAAACUCAUCUUGU